UUGGAAUCACUGGUAGAUAGCUACCGGUGUUUUUAUUUCAAAACAUUUGCCUGGCUUACGUUUAAAUGUUCCGUUUGUUUCCCAAACGACGCCGAACUGGCGAAGAAGAUGCUUCGCGGAAAACCCUCAAUUACUAUUUCUUUAAUUGAAGAAUUAUGUAUAUCUCGUGAUGGUUUUUUAUCCUCUGAUAGUAUGCGGAUGGUGAUAUUAGAAAGGGAUCCCAAAAGAGCGAUAUUUGAUUCUUCCACUAUUAUUCCUCUUGGUGAUCGACCAAUAGAAGGCAUGAAAGUUUCGUCUUGCAAAAAGUUCGAACUCUUGCGUAAACAAAAAGAUUUGAAUACGUUAGGACAGCUCAUUUGGGGUGCUGUUCCUACUCCGCAAGGUGCUGAUGCUUUAAAGUUUCAUCAACUAGAAGAUGAGCAGUUAUUGUUGAGCCGAGUUUUUGGUCUUCCGAAAAUAGCGACGAAGGAUCAUCUUGGCAUGAACGAUUCUGUGGUGUCUUCCGAUAAUGAAUUGAACUAUGUAAGCACAGUACGCUCGCUCGAUGGUGGUAUUAAGAAUAAUAUAUGUUCUACUGCUCCUCCAGAGAAGUUUCAGCGGGUCCGAAAUGCCAGUUUGCAAUUGGACUCUGACGAUCUUGAAGAUAUUCGACCCUUCUCACCUCCGCAUCGCUUAUCCAGGAACAGACGAAUAAUAAUGUCUCAGAAAACUUCGCUCUGCGAUUCAGGCCAAUCAUUGAAUUCUAAUAAGGCUAGAUCGCGAGUAAGUUCUUGUGGCUCACAAACAGAGGAUGAGUUUGUUAGACAAGUUGCCAUUGGAAUUGUGUUUUCAAAUUCUAUACGAAAUUUUUUAUUCCAACAUAUACCGAUUGUGGAAACCGAAAUGUCAAAGUUAGAAACAAGAGUAAUUAAUGCAGCUAUGCAUACACCUUCUUUUCUUUACAAUGUACAUAGAGCUUGGGAGGAGUUUUGUAAUUGUAUAUGCUUUCUUCAUAAUUCUCCUCGCUUACGAAACCCUGUAUGGUUGAGUUUAGCAGAAAAAGAUUUGAAUGAUUGUGUUGUUGCCUCUAAAUUCUGCUCGCAACUCGCGAACCUGGUUCAGAAGUUGGACACGAAGCAGACUAAAUUCUUUCUUUCUAAUCUUAUUUCUACCGUUCUUAUGCAUCACAUGUCAUGGGUAGCUAGCGUUGCGUCUCCUCAGACGGCGCCAUCUACACCUAUUAACGGAAGAAAUUUUUUGAUUGGCUCAACAGAGAAUCCUGAAUCUUCCUGCUUUCCAUACAAUCCUCACAUGGCUCAAUAUUUGGAGAUCAGUGGAAGUGUUGGUCAUUCUAAUCGAAGCACAAAGACUGUUGUGUGUGGAGAAGAUUUGAAUCAGCUAGCUGAAAUUCUUCAAAUUCUUUCUUAUUUUAUUCGUUGCUCUACAGUCCAACAGAGAGAUACAAAUUUCAAAGAGACUGUGCCCUUGCCAAUUGCUCAAUCUUUCUCACCGGAAGCAGCAUCACCAGAUCUGCUGGGAUCUCCACCUAUUGGAAGCUUCAGGGAACUAGCUUUUAGCCCAGAUAAAUUAACAGAAACAGAUGCGACAUCUUCAUGUUCUUUGGAUUCUCUACCUGCUGAUUGCAUCAGCUGUCCUGUUCUUUCGACCCUGGAUAAUUUGGGUCGUUCACUCUUAGCUGGGCCAUCCGUUCAGUACUCACCGCACUUUGUGCUAUCGGGACUAGUAAGAGAAGGAAAGAACUAUGAUGAUGCUUUUUCGAAAAUGCUGGACGAAGUUCGGUUAGAAGAAUCUGCUGUUCAUAGAGCAGCCGCAGCAUCUCUCUCGUCAUCUCAGAGCUCGUCAUCUGUGUCAGAUCCUCAACUCGCUGAGUCUGUGAUUAUAUUGGCUGAUACAGCAGAAUGGUCUGUGAAGGUUCUCACUACGGAUGGAAUGGCUGAAGUAGUGUCACCGUCCGAGACGGUAGUAUCGAUGUUGGAACAGUUUGCUACUUUACAAGCGAAUGGCUACGCCCCGAAGUUUUUGAUCAACUUUGUUGAAGACAUAUUGUUCGAAAUCUUAGGGAAGAGUUUGAGCUUGGUGGAAAUGGUAUCUGGUGGUCCUUCUGAAUCUCCAUCGAUGUUCUCACCUGAACGUGUUCGUUCAGUAAUUGGGUGUGAUCAUUCAGACCUUCGCUUGGUAGUUAACGUUGCCUCAGUUUACUAUCCACCAGUUCUGCAUUCUGUUUUAUGA
Molecule: messenger RNA, 2229 nt
Organism: Auanema sp. JU1783
Lineage: Eukaryota; Metazoa; Nematoda; Chromadorea; Rhabditida; Rhabditidae
Source: the annotation of a GenBank genome assembly